This is a messenger RNA of Musca domestica (house fly), 1956 nucleotides long. RefSeq lists its product as uncharacterized. NCBI's taxonomy places the organism in Eukaryota, Metazoa, Arthropoda, Insecta, Diptera, Muscidae. The record is from RefSeq and is a predicted model, not a curated record. The transcript is spliced from 2 exons. The coding region runs from base 632 to 1852 and encodes 406 amino acids.
CGAACUUAGAAGACCUUUCAGUUAAUUUAAAAGUUUAAAUUUAUUAACGUUCGUUUUUUGAUUUUAUAACUUUGAUGUUUUUUGUUACGUACAAUUUGUUUUAAAUCAUUCAGUUUUAAUUGAGAUCAAUUUUUAUUCAUAAUGUGUAAACGUUCCAUAAUUUGUUUAUUAUCGUCUUUUAAGACGUGUUCAGUAAUCCUUUCAUUAUAAUUUAUCGUUUUGUAUUUUCUCACAAUGACUUCAUCAAGUCAUUCCAGGAGAAACCGUCGAGAGCGAAAGAAUUAAGUAAGAACAACCUUUGUAUCUUUGUUCCUUUUUUGAUUAUGUAAUCAUUUCGAUUUACUUUUAAUUUUAAUUUCUAUUAUUUUAGAUAAUAAAACCCCUCCAAAAAAUAACUCAAAUAAACACAAACAAAUGCCAACCAAACAAACACGAUAAUAUAUCACAAAUAAAGAGAAUUUGUAAUCGAAUGAAAAACCAGAGGAUUUGGUUUUAUUUCAAACGACGAGUUGGUGUUUUAUUAUAAUUCUUCAGCCAGAAAUAUUAGUUGGCCAUUUUCAGAGUGGAAACUUAUUUUACAUGUUACAGCCGUAACAUUAUUUUUAUUAUUUAAUUCUCCUGGAACAAGUUUAUGGUACGUCGUAGCCAACGACUCAAAUUAAAGAUGUCUCAAGGUAAUGAGAAUGCAAUAAAACCGCUGCCUGAAAAUGUAACAGCGUCAGCCUCGUCGUCUGAGAGUGACCACGAGAAAACAAUUAUGGAGCUGCAAGAGAAUACAGCGAGUGAUAACGUGGAAAGCCUGAAAGAAGAGAUUCGUGCUUUAAAAUCAUCGUUGCAGUUGUAUAUGAAUGCCGCAAAAACAUCGACAAGUGUUGCUGUCACGCAACCGCCAAAUUUUAAUCAAAAUGCAGUAGCUGCGCCGUCUACUACAAUGUAUUACAGUGUUGCGUCAAUGCCUAGCCGAACAGUUGGAGUGCCGUAUACGCCGACGGCACAAAAGUUAAGUAUCGAACAUCAACAUAUGUUUAGCCAAAACAUGAAUUCGCCGCAAUUUUUUAACCCUUUCUUUCCACAGCCGCUUGUACAACAACAAACAUACUGUCCACCAUCAUAUGCACCAAUACAACAACAAUUGCAUUACAUGCCGUUUUUUACACCACAAAGUGCUUCAAAUAAUUUGCCGCCGUCACCUUUACCAGUUACACCUAUGGUAUCUUGCGCGACGUACGGAACGCCUUUAUGUAAUGAUGUGCAAAUGUCUUCAUCAAACUAUCAACAAUCACAGAGAUUGUUGACAGCGACGCCGUCAACCACUAUCAAAACAACAUCACAGCCACAUGUUGGGCUGCAAUCACAACAAAAUAAUUUGAUUGGAGCAACAGAUAAUUCUGUGCCGCAACUAAAUCCAUCACAGCAGCAGAGUACACCGAUAAAGCCAACGUUUUUACAACCACAAACGUCAAAUUUUGCAGCGGCACAAAACGCCGGUAAUGCUGGUAAUGUUGACAAUUUGUUAUUGCCAGUGCCACAACAAAUUUUGCCGUCAAGUUUGCAAAAUUCAAUCCGAAAAUUACAUGAUUUACCGGAAUUUAAUGGACAACCGGAACAGUGGCCAAUGUUUGCCGUUUCAUUUAAAGAAACAACACAUAUGUACAAUUAUACAAAGCUAGAAAAUUUAACACGGUUGCAGAAAGCCCUCAAAGGAGAAGCCAAGGCCAAAGUGGAGGCAUAUUUAAUACACCCUGAAAGCGUAGAUCAGGUGAUGUCAACGUUGGAAUUCCAUUUUGGACGUCCGCAGAUAAUGAUUCGAUCCCAAAUAGCCAAGGGGCAACGCCGCAUUUGUGUAAUCUAACGUUGCUAGAAGAAUUGGUCAACAAGUUGCCACUUUCAAAACGAGAAGAAUGGGCAAGAUAUUCCUUGAAUUCUUUGGGGCAAUACCCAACAAUACGCCAGUUU